AUGCUCCCCGUCACCUCCACACUUGCCAUUGUCCUCUUGGCAUCUACCGUCUUCUCAGUUCCCAUCAGCAACACUCAUACCGCUCCUUCCAGUGGAGACGCCAACACUCUCCAAACCAGAGAUUGGGAUCAAGCAGAGCUGGAUAAACGGUGGCUUGGAUUUUUCAGUUCCACGGCACAGACUAUUCGCCGUGUCGCAACCAGCGUGAACGGUGUCGCAACCAGCGCGAGGCUCGGUUUCGCAAACGGCUUGCAGGCCGGUAUUAAUGAAGGGGUCAAAGCGGGAGUCCAUAAUGUCGUCAAGAAUGCCGUCAAAGGUACCGCUCAGAAGGCCGCAACUACAUCACUGCAGAAAGUGCUCACCAGUCAGAAAGUCAUCAACGCCCUUAGGAAAGCGCGUGUCGAAGGCACUAGGGGAAGAAGAAGGGGAGUACAGCGCGACCUCGAAGGGCUGGAAGAUGACGAGAUUUUGGCACGGGAGCUUUUGGGAAACGAAGUGGAAAGGCGAAUGGGAGCACGAGAAUUUGAGCAUUUGGAUAUGCUAGACUGA
Messenger RNA from Dacryopinax primogenitus, 549 nucleotides. RefSeq lists its product as uncharacterized. The record is from RefSeq and is a predicted model, not a curated record. The transcript has a single exon. Bases 1 to 549 code for a protein of 182 amino acids. NCBI's taxonomy places the organism in Eukaryota, Fungi, Basidiomycota, Dacrymycetes, Dacrymycetales, Dacrymycetaceae.